AAUGCAUGAGGCUUAAGUUAGAAUUUUCACAGUAAUGCAAACGGAAAACGCGAUUAGGUUGAAUACUUUCGGGAGAGAUCUCUAUUUUACUAUCAUUAGAGGAGGAGCUUGAAAUUAAAGGCUCUUGAAGAACCAAGCUUAAAGACUCAGUAUUCUCGUAGAAAAACAAUUCAAGUGCUUUGCUUUGAAGCAACAUUGAAGAUACCAGAGAGAGGAACAAAAACUUGUAUAAAUACCCGUCUCCUAUCUCACCCCAUCAACAGCAAAAGAUGGCCACCGUCUCUUCUAAGCUCUCCCUCUUCUCCUUCUCCCUCCUCUCUCUCAUUGUUUGUUCUGCCCUCGCAAGAGAUUUUUCAAUCGUGGGCUAUUCGCCUGACGAUUUGAAAUCAGAAGAUUGGCUCAUUCAGCUCUUUGAAUCAUGGUCGUCAAAACACAGCAAGAGAUAUGCAAGCAUAGAAGAGAAGCUUCAGAGAUUCGAGGUCUUCAAGGACAAUCUCAAGCAUAUUGAUGAGACGAACAAGAAGAUAAGUAGCUAUUGGCUUGGAUUGAAUGAAUUUGCUGACUUGAGUCAUGAAGAGUUCAAGGAGAAGUAUCUUGGACUAAAGCCUGACUUGUCAAAGAGGAGAGAAGCUUCUAAGUGUCAUGAAACUUUCAGGUAUAGGAAUGCAGCUGACAUACCAAAGUCAGUGGAUUGGAGAAAGAAAGGGGCCGUUACUCAUGUGAAGGACCAAGGCGCCUGUGGCAGUUGCUGGGCAUUUUCAACUGUUGCUGCUGUGGAGGGCAUCAACCAGAUUGUAACUGGGAACCUGACCUCCCUCUCGGAGCAAGAGCUGAUCGACUGUGAUAGACCCUACAACAAUGGCUGCAAUGGAGGACUCAUGGACUAUGCUUUCUCCUUCAUUGUCUCCAACGGUGGUCUCCACACCGAAGACGACUAUCCAUAUCUCAUGGAGGAAAGCACAUGCGAGGAGAAGAAGGGAGAACUGGAAGUAGUAACAAUUAGCGGUUAUGAAGAUGUGCCUGAGAACAACGAACAGAGCCUGUUGAAAGCACUUGCUCACCAACCUUUGAGUGUUGCCAUUGAGGCUUCCGGUAGAAACUUCCAAUUCUACAGUGGGGGGGUUUUUGACGGGCAUUGUGGAAGUGAACUUGACCAUGGAGUGACCGCUGUUGGAUAUGGAUCAUCCAAGGGUGUGGAUUACAUCAUCGUAAAGAACUCGUGGGGACCAAAAUGGGGAGAGAAGGGGUAUGUAAGGAUGAAAAGAAGCAUAGGAAUACCUGAAGGGCUCUGCGGAAUUAACAAAAUGGCUUCUUAUCCCAUCAAAAAGAAGUGAUGAACAAUGCAACAGAUUCUUCCUAGUAAUCUCACUCAUGUGUUGUUUCCUUCUGCAUUCU
Molecule: messenger RNA, 1395 nt
Organism: Magnolia sinica
Lineage: Eukaryota; Viridiplantae; Streptophyta; Magnoliopsida; Magnoliales; Magnoliaceae
Product: cysteine protease XCP1-like
Exons: 4
Coding region: 270-1334 (354 amino acids)
Cellular component (GO): lysosome
Molecular function (GO): cysteine-type endopeptidase activity
Source: RefSeq, a predicted model, not a curated record